AUGGAAUUCACUCCAAGACGUAUACUAGACAAUGCGCUCGACGCCGUAGGCAACACGCCGGUUAUCCGUCUCGACAAGAUAGCCGCAGAACAGGGCCUCAAGUGUAAUCUCCUGGGCAAAUUGGAAUUUGUCUCUGCAGGCGGUUCCGUCAAGGACAGAAUCGCAAAGGCGAUGGUCCUGGCCGCAGAGAAGGAGGGUAAACUUAUUCCCGGGAAGAGCGUCGUCAUCGAGCCUACGUCUGGGAAUACCGGAAUUGGACUUGCGAUGGCGUGCGCGAUCAAGGGAUACUCCGUCGUGAUUACCAUGCCUCAGAAAAUGUCGCUUGAGAAAGAGGCAUUAUUAAGGGCGCUCGGCGCACAGGUUAUCCGCACGCCUGAUGAAGAGCCUUGGGAUUCACCCAGGAGCCAUAUAGGUGUGGCGUGCAAGCUUCAGCGAGAGAUUGAACAUGGGAUCAUAUUGGACCAGUAUCGGAAUGUGAACAACCCGCUUGCUCAUGAGUAUACUACCGGACCAGAGAUCAUCGCCUCAGUCGUCUCAACCCCAUCUACGCAUACAAGACCCUCCUCAAUGAAAGUCGACGCAUUUGUCGCUGGUGCUGGUACUGGCGGCACCAUCACAGGCGUCUCACGCGCACUCAAGAAGACGCAUAACGCAGACUGCAUCGUGGUCGGAGUCGACCCAAUCGGUAGCAUCCUUGCACUCCCGAAUAGUCUGAACAUCAGUGGGCAAGGAGCCCCAUACGUUGUGGAGGGCAUAGGUUAUGAUUUUGUUCCUGAUGUUCUUUCUCGGGAAGAGCCGGAUGUGAAUCAUUGGGUGAAGACAUCUGAUGAAGAUGCAUUCAAGGCUGUGCAGGCUCUUAUGAGGAAAGAGGGCUUGCUUGUUGGUGGGAGCAGUGGAAGUGCCCUUGGCGGUGCUUUGGCUUGGCUGAAGACGGAACAGGGGCGGAUAAUCGCUGGGACAGAGGGCUUGAAUGUUGUUGUGCUCCUUCCGGACGGCAUUCGGAAUUAUAUGAGCAAGGAGUGGUUUUUGAAGAAUGCAUUCCAGACGGAAUAUUCAGACCUCGCCACGCGGAUUUCUGGCAUUUUGGCUGAAGAGAAGAUAAUGCCUGUCCAGACAGCUAAUCUCUAG
Messenger RNA from Suillus bovinus, 1128 nucleotides. Its product is annotated as pyridoxal phosphate-dependent enzyme beta subunit. Gene Ontology annotation, cellular component: cytoplasm. The record is from RefSeq and is a predicted model, not a curated record. Gene Ontology annotation, molecular function: cystathionine beta-synthase activity; cysteine synthase activity. The coding region runs from base 1 to 1128 and encodes 375 amino acids. NCBI's taxonomy places the organism in Eukaryota, Fungi, Basidiomycota, Agaricomycetes, Boletales, Suillaceae. The transcript has 9 exons.